Molecule: messenger RNA, 2328 nt
Organism: Paramacrobiotus metropolitanus
Lineage: Eukaryota; Metazoa; Tardigrada; Eutardigrada; Parachela; Macrobiotidae
Exons: 15
Coding region: 458-2086 (542 amino acids)
Biological process (GO): establishment of mitotic spindle orientation; apical protein localization; regulation of asymmetric cell division
Cellular component (GO): apical cortex
Molecular function (GO): cytoskeletal adaptor activity
Source: RefSeq, a predicted model, not a curated record
CCGCAUUAAUACGCGUGACAUUACAACAGCAACAUACUCGUAGCUUUUUACACAUGUUUACCGUCACCGUGUUUGCUUCAUAGGGUAAUCAGAAUCGUGUAACGCGCUGUUACUUUUUAUUUUGCAAGUUGUUAUUACCAUGUUAUGUAACUGAGUUUUAAUUUUUUUACAACCUAUUCGUCCACAUUUAGGGUGGGUGACAAACAUUCGAAUGUCCAGUAGUAUACCGCUGUGUUGUUCGGUGCUGUUGACCUACACACCAGACGCGAAAGUACCCCAGCUGCAGUGUGUAAAAGUAUUUCUUAUUUGUCUCUAUUUUUAUUUGAGGAAUUGUUCGCACUAAAUUUGACUGGCUGACGAAAGCGGAUCAGUAAUCAUUCAUCUUAAAAGUUUUAAUUUUACCAUCGUGGCUUUACCGGCAUAACCAAUCCUUUGCGACCAUUUCGUAAGGUGAUUUAUGUAUUAUUCAGCAAUGGAGCACAUUGUUCAGCGCUGGCUUCAGGAUUUAAGAUGGUCGUGCGCAUGUGAGCAUGUCACUCUGCAAUCGAAAUCCCUAGCGAAUCCGGAAGUAAAAACCACCCGUCCGGCGGGAACAUCAAAAGUAAAAAACAGAGCCUUGACCAAACGUCCCCGCACAACUUCCUCCACCGGUAUAGUUUCUGCUUGUAAUCAAACUGAUCGCAAAAAUCCAAACGAUUUUCUAAGAACGGAAGUCGGGCAAGUGCACGACAAAACUACUCCUCGCACAUAUGAAAAGAGUUUGCUCGAGACGCUUGAUGGCCCUAUAUAUGAAAUGCAGGCUUAUCUGUCGCAGCUUUUUGAAAUCACCGAUAUAAACCAAAAAAAUGAUGCUGCUAUUCGCACAAUCUGCAUCCAAAAACUGCCUCCAUUAAUCAGUAAUUUGGAAAUUUCCUACAAACAUUUUCGAGGAGAUGCAGACGGAACGACAAGGCAUGACGAUAACGACUUGAUGGAGUUUAUUUCCCGUGCUUCCAAAGAAAUCACUGCGUUGGCUUCCCAUAUUUCCCAUGCCACUCCUUAUGAUCCGAAUGUGGUUGCAUUAUGCGCGGAUUCCAUUUCCGAAAUCAUCCGAGAAAUGGCCGCGGAAAUCGUGUUUAGUGAAUGCCUGAAGUUGAAAAAAGAUCUACUGUCAGUUUCUGUGGACCACUGUCAUGAUAUUCUCAUGCAGCUGCUGAGGCUGACACAACGAGGCCCAGGAGUGUGUGUUUUAGUCAUCCAGGCGGGCAUUAUGCCAAUUCUCAUCCAGCUCUGCAAAGAAACGACUAAUGCCGAUAUUCUAGCCGUGACAUUAAGGACACUAGGGUGUAUUGCGGCGUUACCUGACGGGAUUUUGGAGAUACAAGGGAUUGCACAGUUUGAGGACUUAAUAAGCCUAUUGUGGAGGAGUUCCUACGAAAGCGUUUGCUGCGAAGCCGCUGGAUUUCUUGCUCAAGUGGCGGUGCAUUUGCAAAUAUCCGACAAAGCGCCAGCGUAUUUUCAGGAGCAGCAAAAACUUCUCCUGGGCACCUUAUGUGAUGCUUCACCAAAAAUUGUUCGCGCAGUAAACACGCUGUGCGAAGAAACCAGCGACGAGGAAGUGUUCCUCGUCGGCACUGCUUGUGCUUCCGCCCUAACGCUAAUACGCACGCAUAUACCAAUUAUCGAGUUGCUCAUACAAAAUGAAACAAUGGACAUGAUGUUGAGGAAAUGGAAAAGAAACGUUACUUUAUCGACGAUAGUUAUCAAUCAGAUUUUAAGCAUCGUUAUUGCCAUAUCGACACAGCAAUCAGGACAGCUUCAUUUGGAUACGAUAGAUGACAUGCCGGAGUUUUUAUUGCUGGUCCUUGACAGGAGAAAGAUUUACAAUGAACACGAAAAAAUGACCGUAGUCCGCGCGGUAAAAAAAGGUCUGUCUGUGAUAGCACGAUUAUCACAUUACCAGUUAUUUGCGGAAAAAUUUCUAUCCCUGCAAGGUCAACAAGCUGUGGGAUCAGUGAUGUCGGAUUCUGACUGUGAUGAGACAACGACUAACACAUGCUGGAAAAUACUGCAGAAUCUUCGAAUAAAUUCAAACAUCAAGGAAUGAUACAUGGGACAUUACACUAAGAAACAAGCUUGAAAGUAAUCUUUAAAUCGCUUGUACAGCGGCGCGAGAUUUAAUACUGCGUGGACGUGUAGUAAAUGUAUUUUGUAACACUGUACAUAUAAUAUUUCUAUAAUUACUCGUACUUCUGCUGAGUUUAGCUGAAGUGGUGGAUUUAGCAGUUUUAAUUGUUUAAAUGAGGUAAUCUGUGUCUGUUGAUACUGCUUUGUGAUAAUAACCAAAUA